GUGAUGUUAGUUUACCUCCUUACAAUGUAUAAUCGGAUUAUGAUGCCUUUUCGAACGAGAUCUUUCAUGAAACGUUUGAAAUUAUUCAAAUUUUUCCAAAGAAUCGCAUUCGGUAGAACAGGAAAAUUACUUUCUAAACUGUGAUUCCAAAUAGUGAUUAAUAAUGGAUUAUGACCUCGAGAUGUUACGAAAAGUUUUAGACCCAUCCAUAAAAAUAAACAAACUUUCUUUGUCUUACGUGACUCGACUUUUUCCCGAAUACAAGGAUUCGCCAUGUAUUAUUUUGUAUAAACAAGAAUGUACGGAAUCUUUGAAUAAUGCUUCAGUAUGUAAUGAUGAUGAUCAAGAAAAUAAAUAUGAUAUUACUGGAUCACCCUUAAAAUAUUCAUUCAAUGAACUUGAUUUUGAGGAUAGUACUAUUGUGGUAAAACAAAGUUGGUUCAGAACAGAAGAAACAUAUCUACCAUUAAGCAGAACAGAAGCAUGUAAUGCAUUGAAUGCAUGUAUUGAAUCUAUAACAGAUGAUUUUCCACCAAUAUUUGUACUUUGCGAUGGAAAGGAUAAGAGAGAAUGUAAAUUAUUAGGUACAAUUAUUCAAGGAGAAUGGUUUACCACGAUAGAAGUUUGUUUAGCUGGUACUGAAACUCUUGAUGCUAUGGAAAAAUCUUCUUCAAGUAUUCUUCAACAACACUUGAAACUUUCACAUGUACAGGAACACAAUGUUUCCAUAUCUGCAUUUAAUACUUUUGAUUUAUUUGGAACAAAAGAUGAAAUGAUUAAUUGGGAUAAAAAUGCAAAAAUUAAUUUUGAGGGAAAUUUAAGCAUAGAAGUAGAUACUUCUAGUUUGUCAUUAUAUCCACCCACAAGAGCAUCAAAAAAUAAUUUGGUUGCUCAAGUUGUAACAGGGUCAAAUAGUAGUCCUUUGAAAGAAUUGUGGAAACAAUUACUGUUGUUAAAUCAGUUCUUAAACAUAAUAGAGGAAUACAAAAAGAAUAUAUGUUUUCAGAAUAUUUUAGAAUUUCCACAUGAUUUCUCAAGUCCAUAUAAAGAGGAACACAAUACAAUAGUAAGGAAUUUAGAUCUUUUGCUAAAUGGAGAUUAUAGUUUUCGGAAUAACGAUAUUAAUGAUGUACAAGAAAUGGAUUUUGCAAAUGAAUGUUUAGAAAACGAUAUGAAAAUUGAACAAUAUAUACAAAAUCUUCCAUUAAGAUAUAACUUAGAUCUUACAGACGUUUUGUGGGAAUUGCUCAUCAAGAACAAGAAUUAUUUUGAAAUGACAAAGUGUAUCCAUACAGUACUAGAAGAUAUUAUAAUAAAAGAGAAUUUUGCACAGGUAAAUGUGACUAAUUCAACAAGAUUCGCCAAAGUUAUUUCCAAUCCAAAUCAGCAAAAAAAUAUUUCACAUUUGCUGUCAGGUAGUUUACCAUUAGAAUAUGUUAUAGAUAUGGGCUUUGAAAAAUUGUACAGAGAUUAUAUGUAUAUUUUAAUAAAUGCAAGAGUCGAUGACCUGUAUAAUAUACAACACAAAUUACGAAAUGUGUCAUGUGAUGAAUUUAUAGUUGAUACCUAUAGGAAAAGAUUAAUAUGUAUGGCACAAAUUCAUGUAUGUUUAGAAUUUAUGUUACUUUUACAAAAUAAUUUAGAAUGCUCAACCUAUGAUAUGAGGUCUCUGUUUCUAUGUGCUUUUAAUCAAUACGUUUCUGAAAAAUCGCCAAUACAAAAUUGGCAUGAUUUGCAUCAAAACACGAUUUAUAGUUUAAAUGCUCCACUUCCCACUUCAAUAAUUAAUAAUUGGGAUAAGAAGAUUCCUACUACGCGGAGAAUUUCACUUUCUUCCCAGUCUAAAUUAUCAAAAUUGACAACAAUUAAAUACUAUAGCCGAUUACCUAUAUUUCCAGUAGAUGUAGAGUUUCAAGAUAAUUCAAAUGUAAUGGAUGAAGGAUAUUAUGUCACAAACGCUGUUUGUUCUUCUAAUAAAUUUAAAUGAAGUAUUGGUCUUACUAAAAUUGUAAUGCAGAAAUUUGUACAUAAUAUACAAUUUCCACUAAAAAAUAUU
Hylaeus volcanicus is the source of this 2056-nucleotide messenger RNA. RefSeq names its product protein zwilch homolog. Bases 164 to 1987 code for a protein of 607 amino acids. Lineage: Eukaryota; Metazoa; Arthropoda; Insecta; Hymenoptera; Colletidae. Gene Ontology annotation, cellular component: RZZ complex. The record is from RefSeq and is a predicted model, not a curated record. Gene Ontology annotation, biological process: protein localization to kinetochore; mitotic spindle assembly checkpoint signaling. The transcript has 12 exons.